GAAAGGUCCCAGUACAAAAAGUAUAUAAAGCACAUUGGAACACACCGGAGUCAUACUUCUUGUUCCAGUAUAAUAAAGACUUACUUUCCUGCCGCCAUCAUGAUGUGUGGAGGCACCGGAGAGGCGAAGGCCGCCAACGAAGACGUCCAGCAGAUCUGUGACAAAGUGAAGCCUGAAGCGGAGAAGAAAGCCGGCAAGUCCUUUGAGGUCUUCACUGCCAAGACCUUCAAGACUCAGGUGGUCGCCGGAACCAACUUCUUCAUCAAGGUGCACGUGGGAGGAGACGAGCACGUCCACCUCCGCGUCUUCCAGUCGCUGCCGCACGCUGGCAGGACACUGGAGCUGAGCGACAUGCUAGAGUCCAAGAGUCACUCCGACCCCAUCGAGCACUUCUGAGAUGCUCCUGAUUGUUCCUUUUUAAACACACUUUUGUAUCGCCAGCACUCAUAAAUGAUUGCAACUCUC
Molecule: messenger RNA, 465 nt
Organism: Nerophis ophidion (straightnose pipefish)
Lineage: Eukaryota; Metazoa; Chordata; Actinopteri; Syngnathiformes; Syngnathidae
Product: cystatin-B-like
Exons: 3
Coding region: 100-396 (98 amino acids)
Cellular component (GO): cytosol
Molecular function (GO): cysteine-type endopeptidase inhibitor activity
Source: RefSeq, a predicted model, not a curated record